Molecule: messenger RNA, 888 nt
Organism: Letharia columbiana
Lineage: Eukaryota; Fungi; Ascomycota; Lecanoromycetes; Lecanorales; Parmeliaceae
Exons: 2
Coding region: 1-888 (295 amino acids)
Molecular function (GO): hydrolase activity
Source: RefSeq, a predicted model, not a curated record
AUGUCCACCCGCAUCGUUAUGAUAUCGGACACCCACUCACGAACCCCCCGUAUCUCACAAAUUCCAAACGGUGACGUCCUGAUCCACGCUGGCGAUUUACUUCAGGAUCCUCAAGGCAUCAAAACUUAUCAAGAUGAGAUUAAACAAUUGGACUGGAUCAAAAACGCGUCUCACUCGUUCAAAGUCGUGAUCGGAGGGAAUCACGAUUCGUUUCUCGGUCAUCUGUAUAACAAUCCUCUAGCGCCUGACAGCGCGGCCAAGAAGGCGAUCCAAGACGCCUUCAGUGACACCAACCGUGGUUUUCGAUACUUGCAAGACGAGGCCUGUGAAAUUGUCGUUCGUGGUCACACUUGGCGAGUUUUUGGCAGCCCAAAGAGUUUGAAAGGGAACACGUAUGCUUUCCAACAUGAACCCGGCACAGAUCCCUGGAUGACCGAUGGGAAAUGCAUCAUCCCGUACAACACCGACAUCCUCAUCGUCCACGGCCCGCCACUAGAUCUCCCUCCCAUCGGCUCCCAAUUUCUCGAUAGAGACCAAGCGAACCCUUCGGGUGGAGACGAGAAGCUGGCUUCCCACAUACCUAUCGCUUGCAAACUCGUCGUAUGUGGUCAUGUGCACAGCGGGGCAGGGAUUGGCCUUCGCCACCACAAGGGCACUGGUAAAGAAGGCCGCUCAUGGACGUUGGUGAACGCAGCGGGUGUGGUGUCACAUUAUCCCGCUGAACCCUAUGAGGAAGAUGAGAUGCGGUCGUUUCGAGUGGUUGAUUUGGAUCAUCUCACUGGAUUGGCAAAAGAGGUCGUGUGGCAAGACUUGAAAAUGGUGCAGCCGGAUCUUAUGGCUGGUAACGAAACGCCUGCGAAGAAUAGUCCUGUAGUUCGAAUGUCAUGA